Molecule: messenger RNA, 864 nt
Organism: Penicillium canariense
Lineage: Eukaryota; Fungi; Ascomycota; Eurotiomycetes; Eurotiales; Aspergillaceae
Product: DCN1 family protein
Exons: 4
Coding region: 1-864 (287 amino acids)
Biological process (GO): positive regulation of ubiquitin-protein transferase activity; protein neddylation
Cellular component (GO): ubiquitin ligase complex
Molecular function (GO): ubiquitin conjugating enzyme binding; ubiquitin-like protein binding; cullin family protein binding
Source: RefSeq, a predicted model, not a curated record
AUGCCACCUUACACGGCGGCGCAGAAGCAGACCAUCCAGCAGUUUGUGGCUCUGACGGACACCAAGGACUCAGUGGCUGCUAAGUUCCUGAAAGGCGUGUCAUGGAGCCUUGAGCGAGCGGUUGAUGCCUUCUACUCCAAUACCGCACACGCCAACCAACAAUCAUCCCGGCAGUCCGUGGGCCAUAUCUUCGAUGAAUACCGAGGUACAAUCUCCAACCCCAUCGACAUAUCAUCAUAUACUGACUUCAAUCCAGAGAACCCAGCCGACAGUCCUGACACCGUCGGCAUCGAAGGUGCGAUGAAGUACCUCGGCGACAUCGACGUCCAACUGGACGAGGUCACCUGUCUCGGCAUCAUGGAGCUGUGCAAGUGCCCAGCAAUGGGCGAGUUCAACCGGGAGGGCUUCCUGACCGGCUGGAGAGAGGCAGGAUGCGACACAACUACAAAAAUGAGCAGCUACGCUGCGACCCUUCGCGCCAAAAUCCCCACAGAUGCCGAGCUCUUCCGGCGCGUAUACCGGUACUCUUUCCCAAUCUCGCGCAUGCAAGGCCAGCGCAACCUGCAAUUCGACCUCGCCGCCGAGCAGUGGCGGCUCUUCUUCACCGCAGACCGCGGCGGCGUCCCCUGGAACACAGAGAGUACGCCGUGGCUGGACUGGUGGCUCGAGUUCCUGGAGGGCCGUGGCAAGAAGCCUGUGAACAAGGAUUUGUGGGAGCAGGUGGAGGUGUUUAUGCGGAAGACGCGCGAGGAUGAGGCGUUCGGGUGGUGGAGUGCGGAUGGGGCGUGGCCUGGGGCGCUGGAUGAUUUUGUGGCGUUUGUGCAGGGGAAGAGGGGGAAGGGGAGUGAGAUGGAGCUCUCGUAA